This is a messenger RNA of Olea europaea var. sylvestris, 1593 nucleotides long. RefSeq lists its product as uncharacterized. The transcript is spliced from 6 exons. NCBI's taxonomy places the organism in Eukaryota, Viridiplantae, Streptophyta, Magnoliopsida, Lamiales, Oleaceae. The record is from RefSeq and is a predicted model, not a curated record. The coding region runs from base 1 to 1593 and encodes 530 amino acids.
AUGCCUUUUGGGAUGUCUAAUGCUCCUAGUACCUUUAUGAGGGUCAUGACUCAUGUCUUGCACCCUUUCAUUGGAAAAUUUCUCGUGGUCUUCUUUUAUGAUAUCUUGAUACAUAGCCAAUCACGAGAGGCACAUCUAGAUCACCUUCGACAAGUUUUCCUUACCCUUCAUUAUGCCAAAUUGUAUGCUAACCUUAAGAAGUGUUCCUUCAUGCAGUCACAAGUUCUCUUUCUAGGGUUCAUUAUCUCAGCUCAAGGGAUUUCUGCUUACCCAACUAAAAUUUCUGUAAUUCGUGAUUGGCCUGAAUCUUCAACAUUAUUUGAGGCCCUUAGCUUUCAUGGGUUAGCUUCUUUCUAUAGGAGAUUCAUCCAAGGCUUUAGCUCCAUUACCGCUUCCAUCAUUGAAUGCAUGAAAAAAGGGGCUUUUCAUUGGACGCCCUCGGCACAAAAAGCCUUUGUUGCCAUCAAACAAAAAUUGAUAGAGGCUCGUGUUUUACGCCACCCUGACCUCUCUAAUGUCUUUGAGGUUGCUUGCAAUGCUUCUGGUGUCAGCGUAGGCGGUGUCUUAAGUCAGGAAGGCCAUCCCAUCGCUUAUUUCAGCGAGAAAUUAAAUCAGGCACGACAGAAGUAUUCUACUUAUGACAGGGAAUUCUAUGCUAUUGUCCAAUCUCUUCAAUUUCUUCAAGAGUACACAUUCGUCCUUCACCACCGUUUUGUGGUCGAGAACAAAGCGGCUAAUGCUCUUAGCUGUAAUACCACUGAACUUUUAGAUAACUCCACUCGUGAAAAUGUUGAUUUUUUGCUCAGGGAUGGUUAUCUUUUUAGAGGAACCAAAUUAUGUAUUCCUCGUAGUUUACUUCGUAAGUUUCUUGUUUGGGAACUCCAUGCAGGAGGCCUGGAUGGUCAUUUCGGUAGAGAAAAAACUAUUGCCUUGGUCGAAGACAGAUUUUAUUUGCCUUUCCUGAAAAGGGAUGUUGCUCACAUUGUGUUUCAAUGUCGUACCUGUCAAUUAGGCAAAGCACAAUGUCAAAACACUAGAAUUUAUACUCCUCUCCCUGUUCCUCAUACUCCUUGGUGUGACCUUAGCAUGGAUUUUGUCCUAGGGUUACUAAAAAUUGCUCGAGGUCAUGAUUCCAUUUUCGUGGUAGUAGAUAGGUUCUCUAAGAUGCUACUUUUGGAAAACAUUGUGGAAACUGUUCGGGACAACCUUAAGUUCCGAUCAGCUUUUCAUCCUCAGACAGAUGGUCAGACUGAAGUUGUUAAUCAUAGUCUGGGUCAUAGCCCGUUUGAGAUUGUUCAGGGUUUCACCCCACGUCAACCCCUCGAUCCAGUGCCAUUGCCUCCUGAUUGUCGUUCUGCUGCCCUGCACAAGAUUUUGCUGAUCAUAUUCGGCACAUUUGAGCCUCCGACUUUGUCUUCUAACAUAUCUACAGGACAAACUCCUCGACCACCCCCUCGAGCCCCCAUCACCACAUUUUCACCUCGGGACAUUGUUGAAGAGGUGCUUGAUGAUCAGAUUAUUGCUUCCCAUAAUGGGGGUUUCCAGAGGUUUUUAGUAUGUUGGAAAGGCCUUCCGCUUAGUGAUGCUACUUAG